CAGGGGGUCGGAAGUUAAGGCCGUAGUAGAAAUUCCCCAUUUCCUCCUGUCAAAUCCCUAGAACCCAAAUCCUCGACCAAAUCGCCACAGAUCCGUCCAGCAGGAGGUGGGGAGGGAGAAGAUGGACCAUCACCACCCGCCGCCGCUCCCGCAGCAGCACGGCGACCACUACCGGCCGCUGGUGCUCUCCCCGCAGCCCGACCACGCCCACGCCCUUCAGUACCAGCAGCCGCAGCAGCAGCAGCAGCAGCAAGCGACGCCGCCGCCGCAGCAUCACCACCCCUCGCUGGCGUCCCAUUUCCACCUCCUCCACUUGGUGACAAGAUUAGGUGAUGCGAUUGCAACAGGCACAAGGGAUCAAGCUUUUGAUGCAUUGGUUGAAGAAUUGACCAGUCAAUUUGCCAGGAGCCAACAGUUAUUGAACUCCAUUUCAGGAACACUAAGCUCAAAAUCUGUUACGGUUGAAGGACAAAUGCAAAGUUUGGAAGAAACCCGUCAGCUGCUUGAUCAAAGAAAGGAUUUGAUCGCGAAAUACAAAAGCUCGGUGGAAGACCUCCUCAAGGGGGAUCCAACAAGAUAAAAAGGCUCUGACAGUCGGACCCUCAGAACAUUAGUUAUGAUGUAGCUCGUUACCACCACCGCCUGAAAUAAAUUCCUGAUCGACACGUCUUAUCAUGUAAACAUGCUUGGAGUAGUCUGUGGAGUAAGGGACAUGGGAUUUUGAAGUGGUGGUUACAAAGCCGCAUUUGUGUGUUGGGUGCGUGUACUUUGAGUUUUAUGAAGUCAUGGUUGAGUCCGCGUAAAAUGGACCAAGCAUAUAUGCAUGAAUGCCCCGAAUUCUUCAGCCUGAUCGGUUGGAUAUUAUGCACUGAACUUGUUUGAUGUCUAUCGGCAUAGAGAUAAUGUGAUAAUCCGGGGGCAA
This is a messenger RNA of Aegilops tauschii subsp. strangulata, 922 nucleotides long. RefSeq names its product mediator of RNA polymerase II transcription subunit 9. NCBI's taxonomy places the organism in Eukaryota, Viridiplantae, Streptophyta, Magnoliopsida, Poales, Poaceae. The record is from RefSeq and is a predicted model, not a curated record. Gene Ontology annotation, cellular component: mediator complex.